Molecule: messenger RNA, 4260 nt
Organism: Salvelinus namaycush (lake trout)
Lineage: Eukaryota; Metazoa; Chordata; Actinopteri; Salmoniformes; Salmonidae
Product: ribosome-binding protein 1-like
Exons: 28
Coding region: 224-3361 (1045 amino acids)
Biological process (GO): protein transport
Cellular component (GO): endoplasmic reticulum membrane
Source: RefSeq, a predicted model, not a curated record
AGCCAGCUCAAAGUGCCACGACUCCAUUUAAAGGAAGAGGAUUCCCAGACGGACUGCCUGAAAGAGAUAAUUUUGGGAAAUAGCUGCAUAUUUGACUUCAGAUUGAAAGAAAUUCAACGACAAAAUCCGUGCUUCUUCAACCGCCUCCAGAAGCGGUCUACAGUAGCUACAUCAGCAGGUAUAUAUAAAUAAUAAGGACAGCUAACCCGUCAUAGUGGUCAUCAUGGAUGUGUAUGACCCUCAGACGCUAGGCAUUAUGGUAUUUGGAGGCUUCAUGGUCAUCUCAGCCCUCGGCAUCGUCCUGGUCUCCACCUUCUCCAUGAAGGAGACCUCGUAUGAGGAGGCUCUGGCCCAGCAGCGUAGAGAGCUGGGCAAGAUGGCGCCUCCCAGCCAACUGACCAAGAAGGAGAAGAAGAAGGACAAGGUAUCUGAGAAGAAGAACCGUGGUAAGAAGAAGGAAGACAAGCCCAAUGGGAAGCUGCCAGAAUCGGAACCAGAGGAGGUCCCAGUGGCCGAACCUGAACCAACCCCAGCCCCAGAAAUAGUCACUGCUCCUGCCCCUGCCCCUGAACCAACCACUCACCAUGCUCCAGUUCCCACUGCCGUAGAGGCCCCACCUGCCCCUGCACCAAAGGAGAAGAAGAAGAAGGAGAAGAAGGUGGCUAAGGUAGAGCCAGCUCAGGUGGCCACCACCCCCAUUGCCCCCUCCAAGCCUGCACCAGUCCUGGAGGCUGUCACCAAGGAGGUCCCCGUGAUGGCAGUGCCCCCAGUGGGCUCCCAGCAGACUGCAGCCAAGGCUCAGGAGGCCAAGGCUCAGGAGGCCAAGGCUCAGGAGGCCAAGGCUCAGGAGGCCAAGGCUCAGGAGGCCAAGGCUCAGGAGGCCAAGGCUCAGGAGGCCAAGGCUCAGGAGGCCCAGAACUCUUCUAAGAAGAAGGUAUCUUCCAAGAAAAAAGCUGAGUCUGCCAUAGCAGUGGACUCUGGUCUGGAUUCCCCCCUGUACCUGCCCUACAGGGCCCUGGUCUCUACUGUUAGCAGUAUGGUGAUCAGUCAGGGAGAGGCCCAGCGCCUCAUAGAGAUCCUGUCUGACAAGGCUGGCAUCAGACAAGACACCUGGCACAUGGCUACUCAGAAGGGCGACCCGGUGGCUGUGAUGAAGAAACAGUUAGAGGAGAAUCAGAAACAGCUGGCAACUCAGCAAGAGGACGCCACCGCAGCCAAGAACAGACUGAGGGAACUCACCAAGGAGCUGUCUGCUGAGAAGUCCAAGGUGGCCAGUGUGGAAACCAGGCUGAGUUCCCAGCUCUCGUCCAGGGAGCAAGAGAUGAUCGCUCUGCAGGCUCGGAUGCAGGCCUCCUACCAGGACCACGUAGCACAGACACAGAAACUCACCGCCAAGGUCAUCAGUCUUCAGGAGCAGUUGGAGUCAGGUCCCACUGCCCAGCUGGCUUGUCUGCAGCAAGAGAACUCCAUCCUCAGAGAUGCCUUGAACCAGGCCACCAGCCAGGCAGAGAGCAAACAGAAUGCAGAGCUUGCCAAGCUGAGACAGGACUGUGCCAGACUGACCAAGGAGCUGGGGGAGAGGAGUGAGAGCCUUCAAGCUGAUGAGAAGGUCAAGAGAGGGCUGGAGACUAAGGUGUCUUCUGUAGAGAAACAACUUACUCUACUGCAGGCCAGCCGUGUAGAGAGUGAGCAGGUGCUGCAGAGGAGGCUGGAGGAGAUUAGUGAGGAGUUGAGGAGUUCACAGAGCACCCUGGAGAAAGCCCAGCAGGACUCUACCACCCUCUCAGACAUUCAGGUCCAUCUGGGCAGGAUAGAGGCUGAUCUGAAAGAGCGUAGUGCCCAGCUGGAGGCCCUAACAGCCCAGCUGGAGCAGACCGAGCUGGAGAAGGGACAACUGGAGGAUCAGGUAGAAUCCAUCAACGUACUGCUGGAGGCCAGCCACAACAGAGACGUGGACGAGGACACGGAGAUGUGGAGUUGGUCUUUUCUCAACAACACCAAUCAUUUAUCUUCCAGUCUUCAGGACAGAGACAGUCAGUUGGCAUCACUCCAACAGGAGCUGAAGCAGCUCCAAGAAAUGAAACGGGAGGCUACUGUAAGUUCUGCAGUCGCUACAGCUGAGAGAGAGCGGGCACCUAACAGUGAGGAAGCAAGCCUGGUGGCAUCACUUCAGGAAGAACUGAAGCAGCUUAAAGAAGAGAUGGAGCAACUUAAAAACUCUCCCGCUGAUGUCACUGGAGAGACUGAACAGCUGCUCAACAGAAUGAAGGAGAGAACGAGCCAGGAAGUGAAGCAACUCAAAGAAACAUCAGAGCAGGCCCAGAGCAGCACUGCUCAGUCCGACAACACCGCAGAACUGGCGGCGCUACAAACCAGGUUGUUUAUUAGUCUGGCAGAGAGGGACGCUAUGAUGGCAUCACUACAGGUGGAGCUAAGGGAAGCCAGGGACCAAUCGCAGAAGGUACAGGAGACCCUUGCUCAGGUCCAGCAGAGCCAGGAAUCAGAGCCUAGCACAGAGCUGCCGGAGCUGUUGGAGAAACUUAAGGAAGCAGAGGACAGCCACGGGACACUGCAGGCAGAGUGUGACCAGUACAGAACGGUCCUGGCUGAAACGGAAGGAAUGCUGAAGUGCCUUCAGAAGAGUGUUGAAGAGGAGGAGCUGGUGUGGAAAUCCAAGAUUGCUGACUCUGAGGACCAAUUGAAGAAGGCCCUGGAACAGGUGCACACUCUGAAGGAGACUGCAGAGAGCUUGAAGGCAGAGAACCAAAGCAUAGAACAGAUGAAGGAGCAGUUGAUGCUGUUGGAAGCCCAGUUGGAGAAACAGUCCGAGACCGCCCCGACAGAGGAGGAAAUGGCACCGUUGAAGCAGCUACUGUCAGAGUCUCAGAGUCCGCUGGAGUCAGCCCAGACGGAAGCCCAGACGCACAAGGAAGAGCUGGCUACGGUCAGAGGUCAGCUGAGCGAGGCGAUGUGUGCUCAGAGGCAGGAGGCAGUCCCUGAAACCAGGGCACAGAACAGCCAAUCAGAGCCUGAGCUCAAGGUCCAGUCCCAGUUGAAUCAGACCACAGAGGAGUUUGAACAGGCUCAGAAGACGGUUGCAGAGCUCCAGGCUCAGCUGGACCUGCUGAAAGAGGCAGGAGACUCCCCACAGGCCGACACAGAGGACGUAGCCCAGCUAAAGGUGCACCUGCAGAAAGAGAGAAAACUAAUCAAAGAUCUUGGCCAAGCAGCCACCAAACUCCAGCAGCUCUUACAGUCCACUCAGGAGCAGCUCGCCAAAGAGAGGAACAAACACUGCACACUACAGGACCACUCUGAUGAGACCAAGAGUACAGUCCUGAAGGAAGGAACAUCUGUUUAAGAGACUGAAGACAAGACAUUAAAACAUUCCAAAAAGGCCUUCAUAUGAUUCCUAUUACCAUAGUUAUGCAUUCCAAAACCAUUCUUAUUUCUUUGUACUGUAGUAGUUGAUUUCGGCAACUCCUGUAAGAAUCAAAGGACCAGUUUCCCAGACACAGAUGCAUGCUCAAUGGAGAAUCUCAAUUUAAAAUAACUUUUUAGUCCAGGACUAGGCUUAAUCAGGUCUGUGAAACCGGACCAAAAUGUUUAGCUAUUGCUAUGAACAUUUCAUUGUAUGAUCUAUGAUGAGGGAAAAAAGACUAUGCUGCAAACAAAACUUUGUUGAAGAAAAACCUCCAUUCCAUCAAUGAUUCUGGCUAUGUCAGAAGUUACACCUAAUACUAGCUUUGGUCCAGGGCAUUAGUGCACGUUCCUCCACUACGCCCUGUAUCGCUAUCGAUUAACGCCCUGGACCAGAGUUAACCUAUUACCUACUCUGCCUUAUAUUCACAAUGACCCCCCCCCCCCCCCCCCCCCAACCAGAGUCCAGUGUUAAAAGGGAAAACAAUUGUGCGUUAACGCACUUUUUGUCUGUAUCUUGUUGUCUGUAUUGUGCCAUUUUGUCUGUAUCCAAAACUCCAAAAUGGCACCCUAUUCCCUAUAUAGCACAUUACUUUUGAUCAUGGCCCUCGACGAAACGCAAUGGGCCCUUGGUGAACUAUAUAGGGAAUAAAUAUGGUGCCACUUUCGGACACACCUUUUGUGUGUCUUUUCUAAGAGGUUGGUUGAAUGGUGGGUAGAUUUUAUGGUACACACAAUGGAUGGGCGAAUGCAAUAUAGUGAGUGCCUCCUGCAGUAGCUGGCUGCCAACACGCAUUAAUGAUUUUGAUAAAGAAUAAACUACAAUGUAGCUAUGUGUAA